Molecule: messenger RNA, 2258 nt
Organism: Mangifera indica (mango)
Lineage: Eukaryota; Viridiplantae; Streptophyta; Magnoliopsida; Sapindales; Anacardiaceae
Product: subtilisin-like protease SBT4.13
Exons: 10
Coding region: 1-2205 (734 amino acids)
Biological process (GO): proteolysis
Molecular function (GO): serine-type endopeptidase activity
Source: RefSeq, a predicted model, not a curated record
AUGGCUACCAAGGGAUUCGUUCUGUUUAAUUGCCUGUUGUUGUUUCUUUUACUCAAUAUGAGCACAUUGUACGGUGCCACUGAAGAAGAUAGAAAAGUAUACAUUGUCUACUUGGGAUCACUUCCUCAGGGUGAAUACUCAUUAUCAUCGCUCCAUCAAAAUAUGCUCCAAGAAGUUGUUGAUGGCGGGUCUGUAGAAAAUUUAAUGGUUAGAAGUUACAAGAGGAGUUUUAAUGGAUUUGCAGCCAAGCUCACUGAAAAUGAGAUGCAAAAACUUGCCACCAAGAAAGAGGUCGUCUCAGUUUUCCCAAGUAGAACUCUUCAGCUUCAAACCACGAAUUCCUGGGAUUUUAUAGGUUUAAAAGAAUCUGUUAAACGAAAUCCCAGUGUUGAGAGUGAUGUUAUAGUGGGAGUUUUAGACAGUGGAAUUUGGCCGGAAUCCGAAAGUUUUAGUGAUGAAGGUUUUGGUCCUGCUCCCAAGAAGUGGAAAGGUGUUUGUAAAGGUGGCAGAAAUUUCACUUGCAACAAAAAAUUAAUUGGAGCUCGAUUUUACUCAUUAAAUGAAUUAGAAGAAACAGCUAGAGAUACUAACGGUCAUGGAACCCAUACUGCCUCUACCGCCGCAGGCAUUGAUGCGAAGGAUGCAAAUUUUUUCGGACUGGGAAAGGGUACUGCAAGAGGAGCUGUUCCCUCUUCAAGAAUUGCUGUGUAUAAAGUCUGCUCGGAGUUUGGUUGUAGUGGAGUAGAUAUAUUGGCCGGUUUUGAUGACGCCAUUGCUGAUGGAGUUGACCUUUUAUCACUCUCAUUAGGAGGAGAUCCAACCGAUUUUAGUCAGGAUCCUGUUUCCAUUGGUUCUUUUCAUGCAAUGGCUAAAGGUAUUUUGACUUUAAAUGCAGCUGGCAAUUCUGGUCCUGAUCCAGGAACAACAGGAAGUGUAGCUCCAUGGUUGAUGUCUGUAGCCGCUACCACAACCGAUCGCCUUUUUGUUGAUAGAAUUGUUCUUGGAAAUGAAAAGGAUGUAAUGGGAUUUUCAAUUAACGGCUUCAGCCUGAAUGGAGAAAAAUUUCCUCUGGUAGUUGGAAAUGAUGUACCAGGGGAUUGCGCUCAAUCGGAUAGCUUGAAGUGUUCUGGAAGUUGUCUCAACAGCAGUGCAGUCGAGGGAAAGAUUGUUUUAUGUGAACUUUCAGAAGGAACCAUUGCUGCUCGUCAAGCAGGUGCUGUAGGAUCGAUCAUUUUAAAAGAUACAGUUUCUGGCCCUGUUUCCUUUGUCGUUUCUUGGCCAUCAUCGUCAGUGACCUCUAAAGAUUACCACAGAAUCAUCUCCUACAUUAAUUCAACAAAAAACCCUCAAGCAGAGAUAUUAAAGACAGAAAGCAUCAAGGAUUCUGAUGCUCCUGUUGUUGCUUUUUUCUCUUCUCGUGGUCCAAAUACUAUUCUGCCUGAGAUUCUUAAGCCUGAUAUAAGUGCUCCUGGAGUUAACAUUUUGGCCGCAUAUUCGCCUAUAGCUUCACUGACCAGGGAAGAUAAAAGGCACGCCAAAUUUAAUAUAAUUUCUGGAACCUCAAUGGCAUGCCCUCAUGUUGCCGGUGUAGUUGCAUAUGUUAAAACAUUUCACCCUACUUGGUCACCUUCAGCCAUCAAAUCUGCUAUAAUGACCACUGCACGGCCAAUGAAUGAUUCCAUAACUUCACAAGCUGAAUUUGCAUAUGGAUCUGGGUUUGUCGAUCCGACAAAUGCUUUAAAUCCUGGACUUGUAUAUGAAACUUUUGAAGAAGACUACAUAAGAAUGCUCUGCAGUAUAGGUUAUAGUUCGGAAAAACUUAGACGUCUUACAGGAAAUAAUAACACUUGUCUUGAAGCCUCAAAAAAGGCAUCACCAAAAGAUCUCAAUUACCCUUCAAUGACAUCCGAAGUUUCAGCAGGAACACCAUUCACGAUCAACUUUCAUAGAACAGUUACAAAUGUUGGUCUUCCAAACUCCACAUAUGAAGUGCAUGUCUUUUCAAACUCAGGAGUUAGAAUCAAUACAGUGCCUAAAGUUCUCUCUUUCAAGUCAUUAAAUGAGAAGAAAUCUUUUGAUGUGACUGUAACUAGUAAUGGUGUUGCAGCGAAUACUAUUUUAUCUGCAUCUGUUGUGUGGUCUGAUGGGAAGCAUAGGGUGAGAAGUCCAAUUGCUCUCAUCGCUAAGGAGGCUUCCAGAAAUUGAACAUGAAGUUGUUACUGGUUCAGUGCUAAGGUUUUCUAUUUAUUAAUAUAUUC